Messenger RNA from Rotaria sp. Silwood2, 627 nucleotides. NCBI's taxonomy places the organism in Eukaryota, Metazoa, Rotifera, Eurotatoria, Philodinida, Philodinidae. The record is from the annotation of a GenBank genome assembly.
AUGGCUUCGGUACAUUGUCUUCGUAUUUUAGCUUUCGGUGCAUCACUAACUGAAGGUUUCUAUGCAAAUGGUUGUUCAUUUCAUCCAUAUACUAUUCGUCUUUCUCAACUUCUUCGUUCGUUAUUUACAACAGUUGAUAUUGAUAAUGCAGGUUUAAGUGGUGAAGCAGUUUUAAGUGAUACAAUGUUAUCAAGACUUCAACGAUUAUUAUCGUCAGCAGCAAAUAAAUAUGAUUGGGUACUUAUUUUAGCUGGUACAAAUGAUACAAUGCGUGAUCAACAAGAAGCUUCUCGAAUCUUUGAUCGUUAUAAAUUAUUAAUUAAUGAAUGCCAUAAACAUGGAGCUCGAGUACUUAGUAUGACUUUACCGGAAACAAUGUGUCCAAGAGAAUCACCACUUGAUACAAGACGGCAAGAAUUUAAUCGACUAUUACGAGAAGAACUAAUAUCAAACAAUAACAAUAAUAAUAAUAUUGUAGUUCUUGAUGUUGAUCAACUUUUACCACAUCAUUCACUUUCUCAUGAUGAACGUCGACAGAUUUGGGAUGAUGAAGUACAUUUAACACCGCAAGGUUAUGAUCGAUUAGGGCAAUUAAUCUACGAUGCACUUAAACCUUAUCUAUCAUAG